Messenger RNA from Lentinula edodes (shiitake mushroom), 1326 nucleotides. Its product is annotated as SET domain-containing protein. Gene Ontology annotation, molecular function: protein binding. The record is from RefSeq and is a predicted model, not a curated record. NCBI's taxonomy places the organism in Eukaryota, Fungi, Basidiomycota, Agaricomycetes, Agaricales, Omphalotaceae. Bases 1 to 1326 code for a protein of 441 amino acids. The transcript is spliced from 5 exons.
AUGCCAGUGGUCGCUCCUCCUUCACCAUCGGACCAAGAUCUGAGAGCUGCCGUUGUCUCUCUCAAAUCCAUUCAUCCAACACUGGGGAUCGCGAAGAUCCACGCCUUACUGCUCGAAACUCAUCCAGAUUGGAUCGUCAGUGAAAAACGGACGAAGAAAGCUCUUCAAACGUCAAAAGCGUCUGGCAGUGGCGUCAACAAUAUCUUUCCGUCUUCGAAAUUAAUUCCCAACCUCGAUAUUUCAAAGUACAGCACAAAAAUUGAAGUGAAGCAUUUCAAUAAGAAAAAAGGCAAAGGACUCGUUGCCAAGGAGAAAAUUUUAGCUGGGACGCCAGUGUGGAAGGAGGAUCCGUAUGUUGUUGCAGCUGAAUGGGAAAUAUACGACCUGCAACAAUCUGGACAAGCGUGUAGCUUUUGUACGACGCCAUUUUCAUCCACAACCACCACUUCUCUUAUUACCAGCUGCGUCGCUUCAUGCCACGCCCGUUUCUGCAACCGUCUUUGUCGCGAUCGUUCAGCGCGAACUCAUCCGCUACUUUGUCCAGUCCAAAAUCCUGCCUCGAUUCCGCUUCUACAAUGGGCAAGGAAAGCAGAAUGGAUGGCGCUACAUGCGCUUGCGUGUAUGACUAGCCGAGUGAUGACCCUGUGCCAGGACUCAAAGGAUUCUAAAGAUGCAAAAGUGGCGGAGGAGGAAUGGAGGACUGUGACUAGUUUUGCGACGUUGAGUAUAGAGGAUAGGGCGAAGUAUCAUUUCCACAAAGCCGGAAGCCAACCGGAUUCUGACUCUUGGCAAGAGGCUUUUAAGCUUUACAUGCAGGCGUUUAGAGAGCCGCCUGCGCUCCAGGAUCAGAAAAAGCUCGCGAGACUGGUGAAGAGACCUUUCAGAGCGGAUGUAUCGCAAGGCCUAUUCCAGUAUGAUGCAUUUUUGAGGAAUUUGGGGAAAAUGAGUCUUAAUCUCGAAGCACAUGGCGGGCUCUAUGUCCUUCAUUCACACCUCAAUCACUCUUGUAAACCCAAUAUCUCCAUCCGACACCUCGAACAACGUACAGCCUUGUCAAGGAUUACGGCCAUUUCCAUGAGAGACAUUGAACCCGGUGAGGAAUUGUUCAUCACAUACGUUAACCCGACAAUGUCAGUAGAACAAAGACGAGAUGAACUGGAGCAGUGGGGAUUUGGGAGAUGUGAGUGUGCAAGGUGUGUGAAAGAAGAAAGGGAAGAGAUUGAGGCGAAAUCUCAUGUGGUAGGGGAAGGAGGUGACGAAGAUUUGUUGAAAUUUAGUCAGGCGGACCUGGAGAGAGAACUCAAAAUAGGACUAGGGGUCAUGUAA